This is a messenger RNA of Vigna radiata var. radiata (mung bean), 6806 nucleotides long. RefSeq lists its product as uncharacterized. The coding region runs from base 146 to 6571 and encodes 2141 amino acids. The record is from RefSeq and is a predicted model, not a curated record. The transcript has 12 exons. NCBI's taxonomy places the organism in Eukaryota, Viridiplantae, Streptophyta, Magnoliopsida, Fabales, Fabaceae. Gene Ontology annotation, molecular function: ADP binding.
UCACAGCUUAGGAGAGAACAUCUUCAACUGCAGAGGAAAACGAAGCCAGCCAAAAGAAGGGAGGAGGUCGCUGGAGGUACUAGGCUAACAGUAGCAAGCAUAGCUUUAAGAGGUUUAAGAUAGUUGGAUAGGUUGGAAUACAUUGAUGGAGUGUCUCUUGGGUUUUGCAUCUUCUGUUUCAAGAGAUUUAGUGUGUGGAGCAUUAAAUCAAUUACGUUAUCCUUGUGGCUUUAAAAAUUUCGUCAAAAGGCUUGAAGAAGAAGAGAGCAAUUUGAUCAUAACGAAAGAUAGUGUCCAAAAAUUUGUUACGCAUAACAAGAAGCAAGCCAGAAAGCCCAGUGAAAUUCUGGACAAGUGGCUGGAAGAUGCUAUCAAUGAUGUACACAAUGUGAAUCAGUUGCUGGAAGAGGCAAAAACACAAAAACAGUGUUGCUUUGGGCACUGUCCAAAUUGGAUUUGGCGAUACCAUGUUGGAAAAAAGUUAGCAAAUAAAACUAUGCACCUCGAAAAGGUCAUUGAAGAGGGUAGAAAAUAUGUGCCAUUUGACCGCAUCGCUACGCUUCCUUCAAACACCCUUGAUAUGCUUUUAGAAAAAUGCAUGAAUUUUGAGAGUAGACAAUCUGCAUACGACCAACUACUGGAUGCAGUGAAAAAUAAUGAUGUUUCCUUGAUUGGGUUGUAUGGGAUGGGAGGUUGUGGUAAAACCACAUUAGCAAUGGAGGUUAGGAAAUUAGUAGAAGCAGAACAUCUUUUUGAAAAAGUUCUUUUUAUACCUGUUUCUAGUACCGUGGAAGUUCGGAGGAUUCAAGAAAAGAUAGCAAGUUCACUGCAAUUUGAAUUUCCAGAAAUCGAAGAAAUGCAGAGAGCCCAAAGAUUGUGCUCAAGAUUAACUCUAGAGAAAAAUAUUCUUAUAAUUCUAGAUGAUGUGUGGGAAAAGCUUAACUUUGGUCGUAUUGGGAUUCCUUCUUCUCAACAUCAUAAAGGCUGCAACAUUCUCAUUAUCACUAGAUCAGAAGCAGUUUGUACCUCGAUGGAUUGUCAAAGAAAGAUUUACUUGCCAAUUUUAACGGAUGAAGAAGCAUGGACUCUUUUCCAAAACAAAGCACUUAUAACAGAAGCCACCUCUGAUGCUUUAAAGGAUCUGGGAAGAUUAAUUUCCAAUGAAUGUAAAGGAUUGCCGGUUGCCAUUGCAGCUGUUGGUUGUAGUUUGAAGGGAAAAGCUGAGACGGUAUGGAGUGUUGCAUUAAAUAAAUUAAGACGUUCCAACCCAAUAAAUAUUGAAAGAGGUUUGAUUGAUCCCUACAAGUGUCUACAGCUGAGCUAUGAUAAUUUAGAUACUAAAGAAGCUAAAUCACUUUUCCUGUUGUGCUCUGUGUUUCCUGAAGAUUCUGAAAUUCCAGUUGAACAUUUAACAAGAUGUGCAAUAGGAUUAGGUGUAGUUGGAGAAGUUGACUCAUAUGAAGAGGCAAGGAGUGAAGUGAUUGUAGCUAAAAUUAAGCUUGUUAGUUGUUGUUUAUUGUUGGAUGCAGAUGAUGAAUGUGUCAAAAUGCAUGACAUAGUUCGUGAUGUGGCCCACAUAAUAGCAAAAAAUGAGAAUAAGAUGAUCAAGUGUGAAGUGGAGAAAGAUGUUAGAGUGGAACAAAAUUCUGUAAGAUAUCUAUGGUGUGUGAAAUUUCCAAAUGAUUUGGAUUGCUCCAAUCUUGAGUUUUUAUACUUAGAGACAAAGAUGAAAGAAUUUGAUGGAAUUUUCAAAAGAAUGGGAAUGCUCAAAGUUUUGAUUCUUGUCAACGAUGAGGAUGGAGAAACACGAUUGUCAACAAUAUCUUUCAAAACAUUAACAAAUCUUCGUUUUCUAUUCAUUGAGAAUUAUGAAUUGAGCGACUUCUCAUUUUUAGGUGGUAUGAAGAAUCUUCAAAGUCUCUCGUUAAAUCAUUGUUUACUGCCUUCAUUUCCUGAAUUACAACCCGAUGUAACAACCUUAAAAUUGUUAGAGGUUAUUGAAUGUGACAUUAAUGUGAAGAAUUUUGAAGUGAUGAAGAGAAUCCCGCUUUUGGAAGAGUUGUACAUUAUUGAUAUUGAAGGAGAAUGGGAUGCUAAUAGUGAAGACAAUAUUGAAUUCUUUAAGACGUUUAGCAUUCCCGAAACACUGCAAAGGUAUGGAAUUGUAUUAGGAUCUAAUAAUUUUAUGGAUUUUAAUGAUAGAGAUAUGUACAUUCAUGGAAGAACUUUAUUACUUAACCAUUUUGACAUAUCAAAUGAGGUAAUAAAGGGUUUGGCAAAAAAAGCAAAGGAUCUAUUUGUGGCAAAUAUUGAUGGAGGUGUAAAAAAUAUGAUCCCUGAUAUAUUUGAAAUUGAAGGAGGAGGUUUGAAUGAGUUGAAUAAGUUGGAGAUAAUUGAUUCUGAAGAGUUAGAAUGUUUAAUUGACACUAGUAGUCGCUCGAGUGAGGUGGUAACUCUCUUCUCCAAGUUGCAUACGUUGAUAAUCGGUAACAUGAAAAAUCUAAGAGUUAUAUGGCAUUGUUUUCUUCCAGCCAAUGGGCCUUUUGAGAACUUAGAGAAUCUGUAUUUAAGCUAUUGUUCACGACUGACAUCUCUCUUCACUUAUGUUGUUGCUCGAAGUUUGGUAAAAUUGAAAAUAUUAAAAAUAACAAGAUGUGAUGAACUGAAGCAUAUAUUAACAAAUGAAGAGAAAGUAGAGAAAAGUCAAGAUGAAUUCACCAGUGGGCAUCCUGUACAAAUCUUCCAAAAUCUUCAGGAAGUAGAUGUAGAUAGCUGUCCAGAAUUAAAACAUAUAUUCUCGGCCAACAUUGUUGGAGGGUUAGGUCAAUUGAAAGUGCUCAAUAUAGAAGAAUGUGCCAUGCUAGAUCAAAUAAUUGGGGAUAUUGUUUCAUUAGCAAAGCAGGAUAGAAAAGAACCUGAUGAAAUCGUUGAGGAAGGAACUCUAUCCAGCCUUGCAAGUCUUAAGAUAAAACAUUGUGGGAAUUUAGGCUCAAUUUUUACAGCAUCGAUAGCUAAGACCUUGACUUCUUUGGAAGAAUUGUUCAUAGAAGACUGCAAAAGUUUGAAGGAUAUAGUAACUCAGGAAAGGGUCAAUAAAAAUCUGGAGGAAAGCAUUGUUGAGGAUGAGCAUGAUUGUGAGAGUGAUAUUUCAAUCUUUCAAAGUUUGAAAAAGCUACAUAUCAGUAAAUGUGACUUAUUGGAGGGUAUAUUCCCUGUUUCUUUUAUUGGAGAAUUGAAUGAUAUAACAAAUAAAGAGACUGCUGAUUUGAAAGACUUCUCUAGUCGAAAUAAUACCCAAAUUGAGCUUCCUGCUUUACAAGUACUUGAACUUCAUCAUAUUCCUGUUGGUAGUUAUGAUGUCAUAUGUCCAUCUUUAAGAACACUAUCAUUGUAUAUUGGGAGAUAUGUUGGGUUUUUCAACAUAAAUUGUUCAACAGAUGCUUCAGCAGCUACAAAAAGUGAUUUUAUUGCAAUCAAGAUAUUGAACUCAGAUUUUGAACCACCGGUUGAAAGUGUUGAAUGUCUUUCAAAACAACCACUUGGUUUGAACUUGAUUACGACACACAAUAUUAGAGAGAUUGAACUGAAAGGCUUUGAUAAGGCAAGGUACCUUUUUAAACUAUCCAUUGCUUCAUCAUUCAUGUUGGAAAUUUUGAGAAUUAAGGAAUGUCAUGGACUUGAGUACAUUAUAGACACUGAUGAUGAAUAUGGCAAAGAGAAUAUUAAAGCUAUCUUUCCUAACUUAAAACAACUCUCAGUGAAUAAAUGUUUCCAAUUGAAAUAUAUGAUUGGCCAACAUCACGUAGCUAAUAAGGAUUAUAAGGAGAUUCAUGUUCAAUUCUCAGCAUUGGAAAUACUCUCUCUUUGGAAUCUACCAAAGUUUGUUAGCAUUUGUUCUACCAACACUCUCAGUGUGACGUGGCCAUCUUUGAAGGACUUUGAGUGUUACAAUUGUUUCUAUCCAUUUUAUGGUUUCGAUAGUUGUUUGACGAUUCCUACAAAUUCAAGAGAGCCUAUUAUCACAAGUACAAAGGAUACAAAAGGGAUUCAGAACCAUCUCCUCACUUUGCAAACUCUAAACAUAGUGGAUUCUGAUGCAGAAGGUAUUUUUUGUCUUAAUGAACAUGAAAUGAUUGGCCAACAAGUGAGUUUAAGGUUAGAGAACUUGGAGUUACGAUUUCUACCUGAAAUGACUUAUAUUUGGGUGGGUCCCAACAGUUCACUUACUCUCCAACAUCUUACCACAUUAGAAAUAUGGGAAUGUGAAAAGUUGGAAGUAAUAUUUCCAAAGUCUGUUGUAAGAUGCUUACCAGAGUUGAAGCUUUUGAAGAUAAGGAAAUGCAAAGAAUUAAGAGAAAUCAUUGAAGGGGAUAAAAAUUUGUCUAAUAUUCUUUCUCCUCAACCAUGUUUCCCAAAACUAGAAGCAUUGCAUGUUGAUCAUUGUCACAAGUUGAAAAGAUUAUUCUCUGGAUCUACUUCUAAUGACCUUCCCAAUCUUCAUCUUCUGGCCAUAAAUGGAGCCAAUGAACUAGAAGAGCUUGUUGGAUGUAUACAAGGAAGGAUUAAAGUUGAGCUUCCAAGACUCAAACUUUUAAUAUUUAUGAAUCUGGAAAACUUCAGUCAAGAGAUUGAAUUGCAUAAUUUAAAGAAUUGCAUUGUCUACAAAUGUCCAAAACUCUCUUUGACUUCAACAACUACUCUUCAGAAGCUCUGUGAAUAUUUUCCUCACAAAGAUUUCACAAACACUGAACUUCAUAGAGGAACAUUUGAUAUCAUCGUAGGAUUCAUAUAUGCAGAAUAUUCACAGGAGAUUGAGGACGUAGGAAAUGAGAGCAUUAAAUCUUCAUCCACUGGAGUUGCAAACAUUGGCAUUGGAAAUGCUGUUGCAACUCACAUUGAUUUCAAGGUAGUUGAACAAGAUGAUAAGAUGACUGAAGGCAAGCCAGGAAUAGUGGCAAGCCAAGGAAUCCAAGUAGAAGAAGGAUUGAACCUUUUGCAUAAACAAGAGGGAAAAGAUGUUGUUCCUAACAGCAACAUUGACAUUUCUUCAGCUUAUUCUGCAGAUAUUCGUACAAGAUUAGGAGCAUAUAAACAUUUUGUUGAUCUGGAUGAUGCACAAAUUUCUCUUCUGGUGGAGACAAUAACAACAUAUCCCCAUCUUUGGAAUGCUUGCGAGAGGUUUAGUGAGCGCUUUCAAGCUUGGAGGUUGAAAAUUUUGGCAGAUAUGUUCUUGUUCCUUCAGAAGGAAAGUGCCCAUAGUGUUAUUCCUCAAAGAGAAAAAGAGUUUGAUAGACUAUGUGAAGAAGCUAUUGAAAUUGGAUUUGAGAGUUCGUGGGUAGAGGAAAUGCGUCAACUUGUUGUGGCGAGGGAUCCUAAGCUGGGAGAGGACAUUGCAAGGAGACAAAUAGAUGAGAAUUCUAAGAGGUGUAGUAGUGGGGACAUGAUACCAGAUUCCCAGGCUGUUGAAGAAGGUGAUGGGCCAAAGAUUAGCUUGGAAGAAGGUUCUGACUUGGUUGAUAAAGAAGGUGAAAUAGGUGUUGUUUCUAAUCACCACAUUUUGGCUCCGAGAAAUGAUGAACCAGAGCAAGAAUUUGUUGCAGAAGUUUUUACUUCAGAAAUACCAAGAAUAGCAACAUCAUUAACAAACUCGCAAACCGUUGAAAAGCCAACACCCUCAAAUGCAUUGUUGGACACACAACAGACUAAUGAAUCGUGUUUGAUGGAGCAGAAAAAACCACUUGGUGAAAUUCCUAAGAAUAUUGAGCAAGUUGCUUUAGAGGAAACCAUAGCAAAGAACACCAAUAUUGCACCUUCAUCAAUUCUUUCUGAAUAUGCCACCUCUAAGUUGGAUCCAAGAAUUACUUUAGAACGUAAAUCACAUCCACACGGUGAAAUUAACAGCAGCCAAAUUGAGCCACGCAUUGCUAAAGAAAGUGAAAGUAAUCUUAAAAUCAUUCAAAACUUUGGGGCCAAUGAUAUCACAAGUUUAUUUGCACCAGUUGUCGUGGGGAAAAAGGGUGAAGAUAACCUAGUUGGAAAGACCCUUGCUGAGUUAGAAAAGUAUCUAAAGAUGUCUCUGAAAGAUAUAGUUAGCUCUGAGACUAACAGCCUUUGCCUUUUGUCUACUCUUAAUUUCCUAUCCAACCUUCCUUUCAAAGAUGUCAAAGUAUCAGAUGGACUCAAACAUAUUAUAGACACUAUGCACCAACAAUUCCCAAGCAUUUUAUCCUCCUUUAAGCAAGGCUUUGUCACCACUGACAAGUUGGCAGAACUUGAAGUUCGUGCGAACGAGGUGAUCAUUAAAAAGAAUUUCUAUGAUGAACUUCAACUGAAGGAGGUAGUUUUAAAGGAACAAAUCAUUAGGUUGAAGGACGAAAUAAGAGUUUGUGAGGUUGCCUUAUCAUCCCUGGAGGAGGAAAAAAAUAAAUGCAUUGCGGAAAUUGUAGAAUACAAAACGGAGCUUGAAAAUGCGAGGAAAGACGAAUCUCAAAUGUUGGAGGUGGCUCAUAAAUGGUCAAUUCAGUGUAGUCAAUAUGAGCUCAAUCGCAUGGCUGCUACAAAUCCCUCGUGAGGGUUUUGGUUGUUCAUUAAUCUUAAGGUUAAUGUCUUUUGUUUUUUCUAGUUGUUUAUGUUUCAAUAAGGUAGCUUGGUCCUAACUGAACUUAAUGUGCACCCAACCCAUCAACCAGUACCGCUCAUCAUACAGUUUCAAUUUAGUUUCUAAAUUUGGAUGGUUCUAUCUUGUUGUAUGUUUGCUAUCUUAUUUGUUGUGUAAGAGGUUGUUUUUCGUAAAACAGACAAAACAA